Molecule: messenger RNA, 1632 nt
Organism: Trametes versicolor FP-101664 SS1
Lineage: Eukaryota; Fungi; Basidiomycota; Agaricomycetes; Polyporales; Polyporaceae
Exons: 8
Coding region: 1-1632 (543 amino acids)
Source: RefSeq, a predicted model, not a curated record
AUGGCUCCCGCACAAUGCACAGUGUGCAAGGCGGCCUUCAAGAGCAAGAACGAGUGCAACACACACAGGAUGACCGCGGGUCACUCCUUGAAGGCGGUAUUCUUUUGCAUUGAAUGCUCGGCAACGUUCGCUGCCAUGAAGGCUCUCAAGACGCAUCAGAAAGAAACAGGACAUCCCAAAAACGCUCCCGACGGAUUCGCGUUCUCGGUCGCGGGGCCCAAAACAUCCCGUCCUCCCAAGACCGCCCCCGCGAAAUCCGCUUGGGCCGCCGGUCCGCAGAAGGUACCUCCUGCCGUACCGAAAUGCGGCGCCUGCAACGAACGCUUCCAGACGUUCCACGAACUCGCCGAGCACCGUCGCACGGCCCAUGGCAAAGAACCUCUCGUCGAGAUGAAGUGCCAACGUUGUGCCCAGAAAAUCCCCUGGGGCGAGGUGCACACCCGGUGCACCCAGGCUCCUGAGCGAGUCGCAUGCCCCUUGUGCCGCCAGAAAUUCAGCCCCGCUGAGCUCGCAGAGCAUCGCCUCGCAAACCCUUUAUCCUGCGAAGUCUGUGCGGUACACCUACCGCCCGAGAUGAGCCUGCAGGACCACUGGCGAGUGUCGAACCUACACCCGUACUGCAAGAUGUGCGACAACGCGUUCAGGGACCACCGCGAGUGGGUCGCUCACACUUUGACCUGCUCGCUUGCCCGAAGCACCCUGGCUCCCGGCAGCGUGGGGGGCGCCGUUGUGAGCAGCAGCUGGACGCAUGGUCGGGUGAAUGAAGACGCCUCGGACUCGGAGGGCGUCACCUUCCGCAUUCCCACCCCGGACCUGGCGAACCCCGCCCCCAAGGCGGACUGGUUUUUGAGCGGCCUGCCACAGGCCAAUCCGGUGCAAAGCGAGGGCUCAUCGCGUCGCUCGAGUCUUUCGUCGCUCAGCAAAGCAACCGAGGACGCGGAAGAGCGUAUCGCUCAUGCUCCGAUCGAGCAUGGCACACCGGAGGCAGAGCAGGCCGAGCCCCACGAGCCCGACGCGCGCAACGAAGACGUCCCCGAAACCGGGCUGGUCGAGAUCCUCGCCCACGAGUACGGCCAGCACAGCAUUGAGCGCAUCCUCAGCGUGCUGGAAGACGAGGACGACGAGCCCGCGGAGAAGCCCAAGUCUGGCCGCUCGCUGCUGUCGCCCACACGCCCAGCGGUGCUAUCUGGGGGCAGCAUCGACUCGGGGUAUAUGUGCGACACGUCGCUCGUCGCCCACUGCUCGUCGGCCUGGGAGGCAGACGCGUCUCCGCCGAUGCUGGGCUGUCGGCGAGAAGCACGAAAGCCUCUGGCGGCACUCGAUACUGCCGCUACGCCCGCGCCCUCCGAGUCGUCGUCUGACAAGGUCGAGUCGUGGCUGGAGGAGCAAUCUCAGCUCUCGCGCACUAGCAAGAAAUGCAAAACCUCCACAUGCGCAGCGGGCGGGCGUGCAGCCGGGGUCUCGUGGCAUUGUCGGGUGUGCCUCCGAGAGCCUUGCAGCGAGCCCAUAGCCACCUCCUGCGGGCAUGUCUUCUGUCAAAGCUGCAUCAUGGAGAAGUUGAAGGCUGACGCGAGGUGCCCGGUUUGUCGAGAGGAGUUCUAUGUGCGACUGGAGCCCUUCAUAUCGUCUUGA